Molecule: messenger RNA, 4044 nt
Organism: Nilaparvata lugens (brown planthopper)
Lineage: Eukaryota; Metazoa; Arthropoda; Insecta; Hemiptera; Delphacidae
Product: probable imidazolonepropionase
Exons: 8
Coding region: 63-2240 (725 amino acids)
Cellular component (GO): cytoplasm
Molecular function (GO): imidazolonepropionase activity
Source: RefSeq, a predicted model, not a curated record
CGACAAACAACUGGAAAAUGACGAAGCAGCCUCAGUCUCAGUCGUGAAGCCAAGUUGGAAUCAUGAGUAAGAAGAGCAGUGGUAAGAAGAGCAGUGUGGAUGACGAUCUCAGUUUUAGCGAUGAAUCUUGUAGCGAAUAUCCGAUGCAAGUUUCGCCCAUGUGCAGCGGUGACGAGUCGCUAACGCCUCCGAAACGCCUCAUGCUGAUGGUGCAUUCAGCCCAGCAAGUUGUCACUCCCUCGUUCGAUCCGCUCACACCUUUCCUGUCCGGGAAACGCCAGAAACACAUCAGGAUAUUCGAAGACCCCGCUGGUGGUGGAGUUGGGAUAGCUGUUAAUCAUGAAGGAUUGAUCGUUUAUAUAGGCAGAACAGAUAAAAUGCGACUGAUCUAUCGGGAGUACGUGGUGGAUAAGCAUAUAGAUGCAACAGGCAUGUCCGUGUUACCUGGAUUUGUUGAUGCACAUACACAUCCCGUAUGGGCUGGCGAUAGAAUUGAUGAAUUUAGUAUGAAGCUCCAAGGUUUUUCAUAUAUGGAUAUACAUGAACAGGGAGGAGGUAUUUUUUCGACUGUAAGAGCUACCAACGAAGCUAAGACAAGUUACCUCUAUAACACACUUUGCAAACGUCUUAAAAGAAUGGCUGCCUCAGGAACUACGAUGGUUGAAUGCAAAUCAGGCUACGGCUUAGAACUGGACAAGGAGUUGAGGCUGCUCGAAAUUCUGGAUCAGGCCAAGUCAUCCGAACAAGAUAGAAUCAACAUGUCUAUCACAUACUGCGGGGCUCACGCAAUCCCCGAAAAUUCAAACGCAGAGGACACAACUAAGAGAAUAGUGGACGUUGAUCUUCCAUACAUAGCAAACAUGAAUGAGGCAGGCAAACUUCGUGUAGAAAAUGUCGAUGUUUUCUGCGAUCAAGGUGUUUUCUCUGAGGAGAAUUCUGAGCUCAUACUAUGGAAAGCGAAAUCACUCGGCUUUCAACUAAAUUUUCAUGGUGAUGAGCUAUAUCCUAUGAACAGUGGUCAGAUGGGUGCCCGUGUAGGAGCAAAAGCCAUAAGCCAUUUGGAAAAGAUUACAGAGGAUGAUAUAAAAGCCAUGAAAAAAGGUAAUAUAUUCGCCGUUAUUCUGCCAUCCACUGCAUAUUCAAUGAGAUUGGAUCCCCCUCCGGUUCGCGCCCUCAUAGAUGCUGGUGUACCUGUGGCUCUUGGAUCAGACUUCAAUCCUAAUGUCUUCUGCUACAGUAUGCCUUUGAUAAUGAAUUUGGCAUGCGUCUACAUGAGAAUGACAAUGGAAGAAGCAUUGGUGGCGGCCACUCUCAAUUCGGCCGCUUCUUUAGGAAAAUCAGAAAAGCAUGGUAGUAUAGUUCACAACAAAUUUGCUGACUUGGUUAUCAUCAACUCUCCAAGAUGGGAAAACAUUAUUUACGACUUUGGCAACCAUGGACAAAUCAUCAAAUUCGUGGUAAAGGGCGGCAGUAUAAUUAGGGCUCCAAAAAGCUUCAAUGGUUCCAUGCCAAUAAUAAGAACGGAUGAUGUCCUCAAUAGUCCCAAGAGAAGCAAGAGUGUGAAACUCAGCGACAGCGAAGAUAAUAAAAGAAUGGAAAGGAAGAGAAGACAUAGUACGAGCAGCAGUAGCACAUCUAAUAAAGCAACCUCAGCAAAGGUGUCUCAUACUCAACAACUUGUUCAGCCGAAAACAGUUGUUGGUUGGUAUCAGGAGCAGAUCCAAAAAAUGAAGAUACAGUGUAAGCAAGAACUGCAAGCGAUGUCACAAUUUUAUGAGGAGGCACUUAAUACGAAAACAGGACUUUUCCAAGCUCUAAUACAAGCUUGUGACAAUGAGGAUGAAGCUUCAAAGAAAGUUUGUGAUGGUCUGAUUUAUAGACUUGUUCAGAUGGCUAAGACUAGUGUCCAACAAACUGAUGAACCUCAAGCUGGUCCAAGUCAUCCUCAAGUUUGUCCAAGUCAUUCUCAAGCUGGUCCAAGUCAACCUCAAGCUGGUCCAAGUCAUUCUCAAGCUGGUCCAAGUCAACCUCAAGCUGGUCCAAGUCAUUCUCAAGCUGGUCCAAGUCAUUCUCAAGCUGGUCCAAGUCAACCUCAAGCUGGUCCAAGUCAUUCUCAAGCUGGUCCAAGUCAACCUCAAGCUGGUCCAAGUCAUUCUCAAGCUAGUCCAAGUCAACCUCAAGCUGGCCCAAGUGAUACAAGUUACCAAACACAAGCUGGUCUCAGGCAAGCAAAAUAUUAACCUAAAUCUGAUUCAAGUGAUGAAAUAUCUGUACACUUGCCUCAAGCGGGUACCAAAGAUGAGUCAAAUAUGCAACAACCUGAAAAGAGUCCAAGUGACACGUCUUGUGAAGACCAAACUCAAGCUGAUAAAAUUGACGUAACAUACCAGCCUCUGCCUGGUCCAAGUGAAGAACCACCAUACAUGAGCAAUGAAAAUCCACCUCCUUACAAAGAACGACCAGCUUCUACAAAUUUCUAUCUUCCUCAACCUGAAAAUCUUCCCAUCCCAGAUGACACCUCAACAACCCCUUGUUUCUGUUCAACACGUCAGAGAGAAACACCUUCUCAGGCUGAUAUCGAGAGUGAAAUUCAGUUUGUAUAUGAGUCAGAGCAAUAUCUCAGUCCUCAAAAUGAAGCUGAUGAGAAAACUGAAUAAAUCGACUGUCCACACUGCUUUCUACUCCCAUUUGUUUAUUACUUUUAGUACCUAAGUGUUUACAUUUCAAAUUGUCCACCUUUUGGAAAGUUUGAAUUCCUAAUCGAUGUUUACAAAUAAUGUGUAGUUUAUUUCCAUAUAUUUUACAAUAUUAUGACUUGUUCACUUUUUUGGUGCAUUCAAAGACCUAAUCAAUGUUAUUUAUAGUAAUACGUGUAGUUUAUUGUAGGGAAAUUAUUCAUUUUUAUGUUGCUAAUAAUUAUGAAAAUUUUGAUUUUACACAACUACUCAAGUGGAUGAUUAGUGUGUACUAUUUCUAUGAAUAAUGAGAUAUUUAAAGAUAAUAAGGUUUGAUUAACACACAAUUUGAUCAAAAUAUUUUACCUACGGUACUGAAGCAAACUAGGCCCAUAAUACAUUGUAAUUCUACCUAUAUUGAUAUUGGAUUUCAUUAUCAUACUAAAACUGCAACUCCACAAUGAACAUAAAUAUUAUAAAAAUCAUUUAAAAACAAUUUUUUUUCAAUUUUACUGAUCAUGUGGAAAUAUCUCGAUAUGUUUUCCUUAUUCGUUUUUAAUUUAUUGCCUGCCUACUGUACAAUCAGUGUUUUACAUGUAAGGUUUUUGAAAGUGUUUUUAAUUGGAAUGGACCUGACAUUUUUAAUUGAUUAAUUACAUCAAUGAGCAUUUUUUAUUGUAAAAUCUUAUUUGAACCUGGAUUAUACAAUAUCCAUUUAAAAAACAGUCCAAUGUAACCCCUUAAACUUAUUGAUUCAAAUAAUGGAGGUGCCUUUAUAUUUGAACAAGUGCACUUUCAUGACUACUCAUCAGAAUUAAUAGGUAUUUGAAAGAAACUUCACAUUACAUUGCACAAUAUUUUUUUGUAAUAUUAGACUUUGUGCUUUUCAUUUUUUCAAUCGUAUAUUUUAUUCGAGUGAUGCAAGUUUGGAUUAAUAAUCAAAUGAAGUGAACUUUACAUUUUAUUUUGAAACCCACUUAUUACGUUGUUUUCGAUUUUUUUUUAUUAAAGUCUUAGUAACUUGUUAUCUAACGUGGCCUAUAUUAUUAUUAUUAUUUCAUAAACGAGAAAUGUAUUGGCUAUUUCUAUAAAUUUUUCAGAAAUAAAUUCAAAUUUCAAGUAGCUACCUAAUAAAAUAAAAUACUUCUAACCUGUGUAGACAGAUAUUGUUAUAUUAUAUAUACAUUGUAGCAUGCUGCAAUAAAAUAUAAAAUGGAUAUGCAUAUUCUAACAUUAUUUUUUCUAUAACGUGUGCCCUGCUUAGCCACAGCCGGUAGAGCAAAGAUUUGGAAGAUGUAUAACACUUUUUGUGAUUCCUGGAAAAAUAAUAGUACCAAUUUCUUACCAGCUCUCCCAGGAGCUCAAACAG